Molecule: messenger RNA, 2036 nt
Organism: Serinus canaria (Common canary)
Lineage: Eukaryota; Metazoa; Chordata; Aves; Passeriformes; Fringillidae
Gene: ALG8
Product: ALG8 alpha-1,3-glucosyltransferase
Exons: 13
Coding region: 331-1647 (438 amino acids)
Biological process (GO): protein N-linked glycosylation
Cellular component (GO): endoplasmic reticulum membrane
Molecular function (GO): dolichyl pyrophosphate Glc1Man9GlcNAc2 alpha-1,3-glucosyltransferase activity
Source: RefSeq, a predicted model, not a curated record
GCUGCCGCGAACCCCCGAGAGCGACCGACCGCGGGCAGCGUGGCUCCGCGAUCCUGAGGAGGCCCUGAAGGUCCAUGUGACUCCUGACUUCCAAGGAAAGCGAGGCGGCGCUGCCUCCGCCGAGUGGCACAGCUAUCCUUUCCUCUUUGGAAGCCCUUCUGUUACUCCACAGAUUUUGAAGUCCAUAGGAACUGGCUCGCCAUCACCCACAACUUGCCCCUCUCUCAGUGGUACUUCGAGGCGACCUCGGAAUGGACCCUGGAUUAUCCACCAUUUUUUGCUUGGUUUGAAUAUGUACUUUCUCACAUUGCCAAGUACUUUGAUCCCCAGAUGUUGGUUGUUGAAAACUUGAAUUACACCAGUCGUGCAACUGUCUUCUUCCAAAGGUUUUCUGUCAUCUUUACAGAUACCCUCUUCAUAUAUGCAGUUCAUGAGUGCUGCAGAUGUAUUAAUGGAAAACGAGCUGCAAAGGAUAUCCUGGAAAAACCAACAUUUAUUCUUGCUGUUCUGCUCUUGUGGAAUUUUGGAUUGUUAAUUGUGGAUCAUAUUCAUUUCCAGUACAAUGGCUUCCUCUUUGGGCUGAUGCUUCUUUCUGUUGCUCGGCUGUGUCAGAAAAGGUACUUGGAGGGUGCUCUUCUUUUUGCUGUACUUCUGCAUUUCAAACACAUCUAUGUGUAUGUGGCCCCUGCAUAUGGCAUUUAUUUGUUACGAUCCUACUGCUUUACUGCAAAUAAUGCAGAUGGAUCCCUGAAGUGGAGAAGUUUCAGCUUUCUUCAUGUAACUCUUCUGGGACUGAUUGUCUGUCUUGUUUCUGCUCUUUCACUGGGACCCUUCCUAGUAUUGGGUCAGCUGCCUCAAGUCAUUUCACGGCUCUUCCCUUUCAAGCGAGGUCUCUGCCAUGCCUAUUGGGCCCCCAACUUCUGGGCUUUGUAUAAUGCCAUGGAUAAAGCACUGACAAUUCUUGGGUUAAAGUGCAAUUUUCUUGAUGGUACAAAAAUCCCUAAAGCCUCCAUGACAGGAGGGCUGGUUCAAGAGUUUCAGCACACUGUCCUCCCUUCAGUGACUCCACUGGCAACAUUAAUCUGUACUUUCAUAGCUAUAUUGCCCUCUGUUUUCUGUCUUUGGUUUAAACCUCAAGGGCCCCGAGGCUUCCUACAGUGCCUUGUUCUUUGUGCAUUGAGCUCCUUCAUGUUUGGCUGGCACGUGCAUGAGAAAGCAAUACUCCUUGCUAUUCUGCCUUUAAGCUUAUUGUCUAUUCAGAGAGCCAAGGAUGCUGGCAUCUACUUGAUUCUGGCAACAACAGGGCAUUUCUCACUUUUUCCAUUGUUGUUCACAACACCAGAACUUCCAAUUAAAAUACUGCUUAUGCUGCUGUUUACUGUUUACAGCUUCUCUUCAUUGAAAUCUCUAUUCAGGAGAGAGAAACUUCUACUUAACUGGCUUGAAACAAUCUACCUCAUCCAACUAGUGCCCUUGGAAAUCUUCUGUGAAAUCAUAUUUCCCCUGACCUCCUGGAAACAGCAGUUCCCUUUUGUCCCCCUGUUGCUGACCUCUGUGUACUGUGCUCUGGGAAUCACAUACGCUUGGCUGAAACUCUACGUCUCUGUCUUGACUGAGAGAGUUCCUGUCAGACAAAAGGCUGAGUAAAGCCACAGUGCUGGGACCAGUCCCAGGAUUCCCCUUGGAGGGGAUUCCUGGCACGGUGAGGGGUUGUUACAAGGCCAUUCAAGAUGAGACACAGUGUAUGUGUGCCAUCACCACGUGGGAGCUCUUCUUCCAACACUCCUGUACUGCCCAAUGAGGAUACCUCUGAUCAGAAGCACUGUCACAGUGACUGGCAGGGCUGCAGGUAAACUGUGAAGCUUAACAAGGUCCAGACUUCUGUCCUGAGGAAAACCUGCCUGAUUUUCCCAUUAUGGUUUGUAUUUGAAUAGAAGUUGCUGUGGCAAAUUACAAGGGAUGGUUGCUGUGUAGGAGAGCAUUGUAACUGUGUUCUAUGGAAUUUGUAAAUUAAAAACUUGGUAUUUUUUGUUUGA